AUGCUUCCAGAUCCUUAUUGGAAAGGGCCUCAUGGUCGUAAAAGAAAGUUCCGGACGGAGUUUGUGAAGGAAUAUCUGAGGACACUGAGCGUUGGCAGGACUUCUAUAAAAGGACGACUGGCUUUGAUAUUUACCAAACGGAUCAUCUAUCCAACGAUGAUGAAGUGCCUUUUAUUUCUUCUCUUCUCACUUGUUCUAGUGAGCGGAAAUGGAGAAGAUUGUCUAGAGCCAUUUGGAAAAACGGGACAUUGCAAGGCUUCUUUCAAAAGGUGGGGAUUUAAUCCAGAGACAAUCCGAUGUGAAGAAUUCAUCUACGGAGGCUGUGGUGGAAACAAAAACAACUUUUUAAGUUUAGAGGAGUGCAAGAUGGAAUGCAAACCAUGA
Necator americanus (New World hookworm) is the source of this 384-nucleotide messenger RNA. RefSeq lists its product as uncharacterized. Lineage: Eukaryota; Metazoa; Nematoda; Chromadorea; Rhabditida; Ancylostomatidae. The transcript is spliced from 4 exons. Gene Ontology annotation, molecular function: serine-type endopeptidase inhibitor activity. The record is from RefSeq and is a predicted model, not a curated record. The coding region runs from base 1 to 384 and encodes 127 amino acids.